Messenger RNA from Fopius arisanus, 433 nucleotides. RefSeq names its product histone H2B-like. Lineage: Eukaryota; Metazoa; Arthropoda; Insecta; Hymenoptera; Braconidae. Gene Ontology annotation, molecular function: structural constituent of chromatin; protein heterodimerization activity; DNA binding. The coding region runs from base 31 to 402 and encodes 123 amino acids. The transcript has a single exon. The record is from RefSeq and is a predicted model, not a curated record. Gene Ontology annotation, cellular component: nucleosome.
UCCAGUCAGUGAAGACUAUCAUCCAACGACAUGCCACCCAAAGCCAGCGGCAAAGCUGUGAAGAAGGCUGGUAAAGCCCAGAAGAAUAUUACCAAGUCCGACAAGAAGAAGAAGCGUAAGAGGAAGGAGAGCUACGCUAUCUAUAUCUACAAAGUUUUGAAACAAGUUCAUCCCGACACCGGAGUGUCGAGCAAAGCCAUGAGCAUCAUGAAUUCGUUCGUAAACGACAUCUUUGAACGUAUUGCUGCUGAAGCAUCUAGAUUGGCUCACUACAACAAGCGUUCCACCAUCACAUCUCGGGAAAUUCAGACAGCUGUUCGUCUUCUUCUCCCCGGAGAGUUGGCUAAACACGCUGUGUCUGAAGGCACCAAGGCAGUUACUAAAUAUACCAGUUCUAAAUAAAUCUGAACAUUUUCAAAUAAUCGGCCCUUUU